Molecule: messenger RNA, 4382 nt
Organism: Nilaparvata lugens (brown planthopper)
Lineage: Eukaryota; Metazoa; Arthropoda; Insecta; Hemiptera; Delphacidae
Product: peptidyl-prolyl cis-trans isomerase-like 3
Exons: 5
Coding region: 3783-4298 (171 amino acids)
Biological process (GO): protein folding; protein peptidyl-prolyl isomerization
Cellular component (GO): catalytic step 2 spliceosome
Molecular function (GO): peptidyl-prolyl cis-trans isomerase activity
Source: RefSeq, a predicted model, not a curated record
GGAUUUUUGUACUUUGUGUAAGCUAAAGUUGAAAGGUUAUGUUAGCUGAUUCAUGUGAAUUAUUUAGUAACUUAACUUAUUUAGGAUACAAUACGUGAACCCUUCUUGUGGUUGAUCAUAAAAAUGGGUUGCUUUUACAUUUGAUUAUCCAAAACAUUUCUUAUACAUGAUUUAAAAUCAUUACAACUUUAAAUGAGUUUCAACUUUGUAAAUCCCAAGGUGCAUAACAAAUGUUGUUCUAGUGAUUUGAUAUUCAUCUUCGUUGAUGAGUGUAGUUAACGCCCGAGGUAAAAAUCUUGAUGUGAGUAGGCCUACAAUUACAAAUUGAUUUUCAACUAUUGGUGCAUUAUGGAAUGUGAUUUGGAAAGACUUACGAUUAAACAGAAAAUAAAAGAGCUAAUGAAAUGGCAAGAAACUCAAGAGAAAUCGUUUCAUAACCAAUCUUCUGAAUCUUCCAGUGCUGAUAAUGAUAAAUUUCAUAUUGACAGUAAAUUAGAGGACGAUCAGUCAUCUGGUAGAAUUAUGGAAAGCUACGAUAAAUUUCUUCCUUCAAAUAUAGAAGUAGUAAAUGAUAAAUUUAGCAAUAAUGAUGUUGCAAUUACUAUCAAAGCCAAGAAACCUUUUCUUAGAAAAGGAGCUGGUUUAGCCCGAUACAAAAUGACUCAUAAUACAGUUUCUUCCAACAGGCCUAAAUCAAGGCAAACUAAUGCUGCAAAAUCAGAUUAUUCUAAUAAUAAGCCUGUAACAAAAUCAAAGACAUGUAAUCAGACUAUUCCUGAUGACUUAGGAACCAAUUCAAGAAAAAUGAAGGUGACAAAAUCUAAUUUUUGUACUUCUGAUGAGAUUGAAAGUAAAUCCAGUGGAAUGCAGGUGGCAGUACCUAACAAACUAGAAGAUGUCACCAAGUGGGCAGAUGUUCUUCAAAAACAAUCUGAAAUGUCUAGUCGAGAAGCUGAUGAACUGAGGAUAUUUGAAAUGCUGGAAGAAAAGGCGGCUGAAUCAAGCUUUUGUUCCUCGUCGUCUAUUGUUGCAAAAUUUAUGGAAUUGACUGUUAGAUCUACUCCCAAGAAAAAUAAAAAUAAUAAAGUCGGUAUUACAUGUUCCGAGACGUUGAAAGUAGUCGACCUGGCAUGUCCAGUGAAUGGGGAGUGCUAUUCGAGCAGCGAUGGUGAAUCUGAUUUUGCCUCUUCAGAUUGUGAUUCAGAAAAGUCAUCCUGCUCUUUGACCAGUGAAGGUCGUAUGAUUCUCUCUUUAAUCGACAAGUACAGAGAAUUUGCUCUUCUAGACGGAGAUCUCGGUUCUAACUCAUUUUCAAACAUCUCUGAUAAUAAUGUGAAUGACUUCUUCCAUAGGACUAAUCGUGCGGAAACUCCAGUAAAGAUACGUGAAAUCAAGGAAAAUGAAACAUGUGACAGGGAGGUAGAACCUAAUAACGAUGCUUCACAAUCCUUAGAUGAUAUUGAUGAAGAAGUUAAUGAAACACUACUUGAUCCAAGCAAGAAUGAAGAUUUAAAAGCGACGAGCUCAAUUACUCCUGCAGUAGAUAAAUGUAGUUCAACAAAUAUGACAACUAAUGACAAUUUAAACAAGAAUGGGAAUACCAAUCCAACAAAAAUGACUCAUAGGCCUAAUGAAAAUUCAAAUGACACAGAUUCGGUCAUGGAUGGAUCAGUUCCAUAUGGUGUGGGGCUCAUCAAUGGCGCUUGUAACUUACAGUCUUAUAUGAAAAAGAUACAAGAAGAAUUGAAGAACUUGGAAAAUGAAACAGAACGAGUGCGACAAGUGAGAGGGAGGUAUGAGGAGGAGUACAGGAAAUUCAAGAGAGAGAAAGAAACUUUUUUAAGGACUCAUGAAAACGAACGACGUCUCUUUGAAAUUGAAAUAGAAGAAGAGAAGAAGAAGCUGCAAAAGGAAAGAACAGUCUUUGAGAGACACUCGAAACCACUUAGAAGUAAACCAGCUCUUGCUCUUGAAAACGAGAUAAAAAUGUUGCAGGAAAAAGUUCUGAAACUCCAGGAUGAACUGAAAGAGAAGCAAAAGAAUUGGGCUAUAUCUCAAUCCUCUGUCAGAUCUCAACUGCACAGUUUAGUGGAAGCGAACAAAACCCUGCGUCAAGAAAUGAUUGAAAUGAAAGAUAGAGAAAAGAAACUACUGGAAAAAGAGAAAAAAAACAGAAUUCAUAGUUAUAGACAAAAAUCACAAUUUAAGAAUGUGAACGAUCAUUUGGAAGCUGUUAAUGAAUCCGAUUUUGAGCCACCAGCGGUUGUAGAAUGUAUCAGCUCAAAUACUGCUCCUAAGACAAAUGUGCGAGUGAUGAAAAAUGUGGAAAAAUCCUGUGAUAAGAACGAUAACGUCAACGAAGAUCACUUAUUCCCACCUGAGAAACCUUUAAAAAUUCUUCAUCCAAACGGUGACAUUCAAAUAACUUAUGAUGAUGGAACAAAUCACUACUACUUCAAGGAAUCACAUGUUUGGCAUAAAAAGUACUGUGAUGGCUUGGAGUUGGUUGUAUUUGAUGAUGGACAAAUUGAGAUUAAUUUCGAAGAUGGAACAAGAGAGGUGCUUUAUACCAACGGGUGCCGUAAACUAUUCGUGACUGGUGGUGACGAAUUAUGGUGCUACAAAAACGGUGACCAUGUAAUAGUGAAAAAAAGCGGUGAUAGAGUUUUGGCUUUUGCAUCGGGUGAAGUUGAAAUUCACCGAAAAGAUUAUAAACUGAAACAAUAUCCUGAUAGCUCUUGCAAGUAUUUGUUUGCGAACGGUGUAACUGAGACUAGGUAUGCGGAUGGAAGGGUUCGGGUGAAAGACAAGGAGGGUAAUUUAUUGAAGGACAAUAAACAGGAUCUCACUCAACAAUGUAUGAAACUACUUGACAAAGUGAUGACUAAUUCAUCAUGAACUCUUGAUGAAUUAUUCCAUGGCUGUGAUAAACAUAUAAAAUACUAGUUCUAGUCUCCCCGAAAAUAAUUAGGUGAUUUUGAAUUGACAAACUAUCAUCCUUGAAGUAAUUAUUUGUUCAUCAAAUUUAAAAAUUCAAUUGAGUAUUAGCCUUCCAUUAUCUUCGAUUCAAAACGGUGGUGUUUAAUAGCUUAUCAAUUCAUAAUAAACUUCAAAAGCAAGUGUCAACAUCGGAAACUAUCCAUAUUUUCUAAUCAAUUCAUUAAGCUAUAAUGAAUUUACUGAGUAUUUGAUGAGUCAUUUCCACCAAGGCUUACAACAUGGAAGGUAGAAGACCUCCUGUUUUUAUCAAAGUUGAGGUGGAUGGUUGCAGUUUCCGCAGAUGCAAGAGUUGUUGGGGUCAGGAAUUGGAGGCGUGGUGCCACGGAUAGAGUAGAAUGGAGGCAAAUGUUAGAGGAGGCCAAAAUCCGCUUUGGAUUGUAGAGCUAAUGAUAAUGAAUUUACUUUUUCAAAGAGCUCUAAAUAUACUCUACGAAGCAAAAAAUAAAAGUGUUUGGUGAAAUAGCAGUUUCUUUGCCAAGCUUUUUCUUCUCUGUUAAUAAUAAUAGUAUUUUCUAUUGUCUUGAGUAUAUGACAAAUACAUGGACAUCGUUAGAACAAAAAUUACAAAACAAUAUCACAGUUAUAUAAUAGUGAUACUACAGCUAUUGAAUAAAGCUAAAAGAAACAACAAUAUUAUAAAUGAAAAUAGCACACGAGUCAUGAAAGAAAUAACAUAUUACAUAUAUACCUGUGAAUAAUAGAUCACAUGCUUAUCAUCUACCUGGAGUGCAUCAGUUUCAUUCCAAUUUUAUUACAGUACAUCAUUGCAUAGCAAUGAAAUAAUGGAUGAAACUGGAGAUCGAAGAGAGUAUUUGUCUGUCACCUUGCACACUGAUGUCGGUGAUCUGAAAGUUGAACUUUUCUGUGAGGCGUGUCCGAAAGCCUGUGAGAAUUUUUUAGCUCUUUGCGCGAGUGAUUACUACAACGGAUGUGCUUUCCAUAGAAAUAUCAAGGGCUUCAUCGUUCAGACGGGAGAUCCAACUGAUACUGGCAAAGGUGGAAAUUCUAUCUGGGGAAAGAAAUUUGAAGAUGAAUUCAAAGAUAACGUGAAGCACAGUCAACGAGGAACACUUUCAAUGGCCAACAAUGGACCGAAUACGAAUGGAAGUCAGUUCUUCAUCAGUUACGCCGCUCAACCUCAUCUUGACCUCAAGUAUACUCUAUUCGGCAAAAUAAUUGAUGGAUUUGAUGCACUUGAUGAACUUGAGAAACUUCCUGUCAAUCCGAAAAACUACAAGCCUCUCAGUGAAACCAGAAUCAAUAGUGUGACCAUUCAUGCUAAUCCUUUAGCUGGAUAACUGCCUUUAUUCAAUCAGUAUUCUUACUAAUUUUAUAAAUUUAAACUUAUUUUUGUAUAUAAAUUAGUAUGUAUCAGUAGUCGA